This is a messenger RNA of Closterium sp. Naga37s-1, 3207 nucleotides long. The record is from the annotation of a GenBank genome assembly. NCBI's taxonomy places the organism in Eukaryota, Viridiplantae, Streptophyta, Zygnematophyceae, Desmidiales, Closteriaceae.
AUGGGGCGGUCGUUCACGCCGCAGCAGCAGUCGCACGCGCUCGGCAGCAUGGGAGGCGGCAGGGAGCGGCGGCAGCAGGGGGGCGCGGGAGAGGAGCGGAUGGGGUGGCUGUCGGCUGUGGCGAUCGGCGCUAUCACGCCCGGACUCAACGUGAGCCUGGGGCGUGCUGACGCCAAGCACCCUCCUGCUCUUGAAGACCUCCCGGACCGGCUCUCCGACUUCUCGCCUCCGGAAGUGCCUGAGCUCACCGUCCCGCUUCUUCAGCAGGCCUUGCGGUCAGCCCCUCGAGGCACAGCUGCUGGUCCUUCUGGGUGUCUCAUUGAGCACCUUCGUGAUGCCUUCCUCUCGUACCAGUCGCACCUGCCGCAUCUCCUCCGCCCGUUCCAGAAUUGGCUGCAAGGCGACCUCCCUCAAACUGUCCGACCUUUCUUCACCGCAUCUGCCGCAAGGAGGCGUCCGCCCCAUCUGCCGCGCUUGCUGUCUCGUUGCGUUACUCUUCACUUCAAGCAGCAGAUUAAGGAUUUCUUCCUUCCCUCCCUGCAGUUUGGGGUCACUGUCUCUGCAGGGAUCGAGCGGCAAUCUCCAGCAAUCUUGAUCACCUCCUACGCGGAUGACCCUGCGCAGGAGGUGUUUCCUGCCUACACAGCACUUACAGCUCGUCUCAACAGCCUCGGCCUGCGGGUGCAACCAUCGAAAUGCUCCCUUUGGGCCCCUUCGGACCUCCCUUCAGACCUCACACCUCCACCAGACAUCGUCAUUGCCCCUAACGGUAUCACGGUUGCGGGAGUUCCGAUCGGUUCAGAUACCCACAUCAUCUCUACAGUAUGGGACAAGCUGCACUCUUUCUCCUCAUCUCUGCCUCUUCUACAUGACCUUCAUGAUCCUCAGACUGCCUCUCGCAUCGUUUCUCUCUGCGUCUCCGCUCGUCCCUCAUUCCUCCUCCGUACAGUUGCACCCUUCCCUGAGAUAGAAGAGCUCUAUACUGACUGGGACAACAGCUUGCUCGACCAUUUUGUUCGCCUCAUCGGCUCUGACUACUGGCCCCCUACAUUUGACCACACUGCCACAGCACAUCGACAGACAUGCCUUCCCAUUCGCCUUGGAGGGUUUGGCCUCCGAUCAUCAGCUGCAGCUGCUACUCUCAGUUACUUGUGCAGUUGGGCACAGACAGCUUCACUGCUCUCCUCAUGCUUCACCAUCAACGGCUCUCACAUUUUCACUUCAGACACCAUGGAUCGCCUUGACUCAUGCAUUCCUAAAGCCUUAUCCAAACUUCAUCCAUCCAUUCGACAGCACUUCCCCACUUGGCCUGCACUCCACGCUGGCUACCCACAGAAGCUGUAUUCCUACCUUUCACAACACCUUGACGCUGUCAUGCUCGAGCGCGUGCGAUCCACACGCCCCACACUGGUGCUCAUGAACAUCAUCCUGGUGGGGCUGCUGCUCUCCUUCGCCGCCCUGCUGCCCGCUGCCUGGCGCUACUCCCGCCCACCUGCGGGCGACAGCAGCAGCAGUGGGACUGGGAGCGGCAGCACAGUGGAAGGUGGCAGCAGUGAGAUGCUGUACCAUGUGUUGUUCCUGCUGCUGCUCACUCUCCUGCUCAUUGCGCUGCUCAACUGGCUGCUCAACUGGUGGGUGUUGGCUGCUCAACUGGUGGGUGUUGGCUGCUCGACUGGUGGGUGUUGGCUGCUCGACUGGUGGGUGUUGGCUGCUCGACUGGUGGGUGUUGGCUGCUCAACUGGUGGGUGUUGGCUGCUCAACUGGUGGGUGUUGGCUGCUCAACUGGUGGGUGUAGGCUGCUCAACUGGUGGGUGUAGGCUGCUCAACUGGUGGGUGUUGGCUGCUCGACUGGUGGGUGUUGGCUGCUCGACUGGUGGGUGUUGGCUGCUCGACUGGUGGGUGUUGGCUGCUCGACUGGUGGGUGUUGGCUGCUCGACUGGUGGGUGUUGGCUGCUCGACUGGUGGGUGUUGGCUGCUCGACUGGUGGGUGUUGGCUGCUCGACUGGUGGGUGUUGGCUGCUCGACUGGUGGGUGUUGGCUGCUCGACUGGUGGGUGUUGGCUGCUCAACUGGUGGGUGUUGGCUGCUCAACUGGUGGGUGUUGGCUGCUCAACUGGUGGGUGUUGGCUGCUCAACUGGUGGGUGUUGGCUGCUCGACUGGUGGGUGUUGGCUGCUCGACUGGUGGGUGUUGGCUGCUCGACUGGUGGGUGUAGGCUGCUCAACUGGUGGGUGUUGGCUGCUCGACUGGUGGGUGUUGGCUGCUCGACUGGUGGGUGUUGGCUGCUCGACUGGUGGGUGUUGGCUGCUCGACUGGUGGGUGUUGGCUGCUCGACUGGUGGGUGUUGGCUGCUCGACUGGUGGGUGUUGGCUGCUCGACUGGUGGGUGUUGGCUGCUCGACUGGUGGGUGUUGGCUGCUCGACUGGUGGGUGUUGGCUGCUCGACUGGUGGGUGUUGGCUGCUCGACUGGUGGGUGUUGGCUGCUCGACUGGUGGGUGUUGGCUGCUCGACUGGUGGGUGUUGGCUGCUCAACUGGUGGGUGUUGGCUGCUCAACUGGUGGGUGUUGGCUGCUCAACUGGUGGGUGUAGGCUGCUCGACUGGUGGGUGUAGGCUGCUCGACUGGUGGGUGUUGGCUGCUCGACUGGUGGGUGUUGGCUGCUCGACUGGUGGGUGUUGGCUGCUCGACUGGUGGGUGUUGGCUGCUCGACUGGUGGGUGUUGGCUGCUCAACUGGUGGGUGUUGGCUGCUCAACUGGUGGGUGUUGGCUGCUCAACUGGUGGGUGUUGGCUGCUCGACUGGUGGGUGUUGGCUGCUCGACUGGUGGGUGUUGGCUGCUCGACUGGUGGGUGUAGGCUGCUCAACUGGUGGGUGUUGGCUGCUCGAUUGGUGGGUGUUGGCUGCUCGACUGGUGGGUGUUGGCUGCUCGACUGGUGGGUGUUGGCUGCUCGACUGGUGGGUGUUGGCUGCUCGACUGGUGGGUGUUGGCUGCUCGACUGGUGGGUGUUGGCUGCUCGACUGGUGGGUGUUGGCUGCUCGACUGGUGGGUGUUGGCUGCUCGACUGGUGGGUGUUGGCUGCUCGACUGGUGGGUGUUGGCUGCUCGACUGGUGGGUGUUGGCUGCUCAACUGGUGGGUGUUGGCUGCUCAACUGGUGGGUGUUGGCUGCUCAACUGGUGGGUGUUGACUGCUCGUGCAUUCACCCAUGUUAA